Messenger RNA from Cyprinus carpio (common carp), 662 nucleotides. RefSeq lists its product as uncharacterized. Gene Ontology annotation, molecular function: protein binding. NCBI's taxonomy places the organism in Eukaryota, Metazoa, Chordata, Actinopteri, Cypriniformes, Cyprinidae. The record is from RefSeq and is a predicted model, not a curated record.
CAUAAAACAGAAAGUGAAACGGUUCGUACGGAGUUUUGCAGUAACUUGCCUGCUUGGGUGUUCUCCUAAAAUGGGAAAGAUUUACCAGAUCAUAGUGGUUGGGAUAAAGGGGGAGAAGAAAACGGUCGACGUUGCGACAUCAGAGGAAGACUUCAACAAAACAACAAUUUUGCAAUUCAAAAAAAAAGUUGCAGAAAAAUUGCCCGGGCAAGCAGGGGAUGAUCCGUCGUCCCUGAGGCUGCUGUACACAGAUAAACAGCUAGAAGACGAUGAUACGUUUUUAGAGCACCAAAUUAAGGAUCGCUCCACUCUCUUCAUGGUCUUGCGUCUUCCCGGAGGUUUCCAGACGAGCUAAGAACCGAGUCCCUGAAGAAGAAUGAAGUCCACCUGAAGAAUCGCGUCGGCAGGACAACAUUUAAACACAGAGACACUUCUGCAUCUAUUGACUAAUGAAUCAAUUUGUUGUUAGCGAGCCUAUGUAUAGGCCUGUUAUAGCCUAAGUGUGGGAUGUUGUUAAUGGGGUCACUGAUCUGUCACCUCGGGACGGGAUGAUCAGAGAAACCAAUCUAAGGAAUUUUAUCUGUAAAGAAAAUAAUCUUUGAUUUUAAGAGUUAUGACUCGGAUUGUUACUUCCUUGACAAAUUAGACUAUUUUAUUAUUUA